AAAGCUUUGAUUGUGGUUGCUGUUGUCCACUUGUCAUUCAAUCAAAAUCUUAAAUUAAUAUAUAAUAUAAAUAUUAUAUACCUCUAUAAAUAAGUAAUAAUAUUAUUAAAUUAUUUAUCAAUAUGCCGAAAAGAAAGAAUAACGCUUUACUUGAUUCUGAUAGUAGUGAAAGUGGCUCAGAUAGUGGAUCAGACCUUGACAAUGAUAUAUCAAUGGCAAGAAAAAAAAGAGCAAGAAGUCAGGAUGAUUCACAAACUGAUGAUAGUCCAGUUAAAAAAGAAUCAAAACAAGUUGAUUCAGAUACAUCUGAUUCAGAUGAUGAUUGGAAUGCAAAAUCUGGUAAACAAAAAAAGAAAAAAACAUCAGCAGCUAAAAGAAAUAAAAGAAAAGUAACAAGAUCAAGUUCAGAUGACAGUGAUAGUGAUGAUGAACCAGCAAAAGUAUCUGAACCAGAAGAAGGUGAAGUAUCAGAUUCUGAUGGUAGUGUAUCAGAUUCAGAUGAAGAAGAAUUUAAUGAUGGUUUUGAUGAUAAAUUAAUGGGUGAUGCUGAUGAUCGUGCACGUCUUAAUAAAAUGACUGAAAAAGAACGUGAACAAGAAAUAUUUAAACGUAUUGAACAACGUGAACAAAUGAAAAUACGUUUUGAAAUUGAAAAAAAAUUACGUAUGGCUAAAAAACAAGAAAUGCGUAAACAAAAAGAAUUAAAAAAAAAAGAACGUACUAAUAAUGAUGAUAAUAAUAAAAAAAUUGAACGUGCACCAGAUUUAAAAGAACGUAGUAAAGAUCGUAAAAAAACAAUUGAAGAAAAACAAGAUAAAAAAUCAAAUGCAAUGGCAUUAUUAAAAGCAAGAAGAGAAGAAAAAAAAGAAAGAGAAGAAAAAGAAAAACAAAAAAUUGAACAAAAAACAACAACAAAAGAUGACGAUGAUGAUGAUGAUGACAAUGACGACAAUGACAAUGACAAUAAAACAAAAUUAAAUGCAUCAAAUAUAUAUUCAGAUGAUAGUUCAUCAUCAUCUGAUGAUGAUGAACGUCAUCCAAAUAAAACAUCAUCAUCAACAACAGCCACAACAACAACAACAAAUUCACGUCAAAAUAAUAAAUCAUCAUCAUCAUCUGAUGAUCGUGAUAGUGAUUCAGAUAAUGAUAAAAAAUCAAUAUCAAGUCCAAAAAAUAAAAUGAAUAAACCAUUGUAUAUUAAUACAAAAGAUGAUUUAAAUAAAAUACGUUUAUCACGUCAUAAAAUGGAAAGAUUAGUACAUUUACCAUUUUUUAAUCGUGUUGUACAAGGUUGUUAUGUUAGAAUUGGUAUUGGUAAUAAUAAUGGUAAACCAGUUUAUCGUGUUGCUGAAAUAUCUGGUGUAUGUGAAACAGCUAAAAUAUAUCAACUUGGUAGUACACGUACAAAUAAAGGUUUAAAACUACGUCAUGGUGCACAAGAACGUAUAUUUCGUUUAGAAUUUGUAUCAAAUCAAGAAUUUACUGAUUCUGAAUUUAUAAAAUGGCGUGAAACAUGUGCGUUACAAGGUAUAUCAAUGCCAACAUUUGAUGAAAUAAAUACUAAAUUAAAAGAAAUAAAAGAAGCCAUGGUUUAUGAAUUUAAAGAAGAAGAUAUUGAAAAAAUUGUUAAAGAAAAAGAAAGAUUUAAAGCUGGACCAUUUAAUUAUGCUAUGAAAAAAGCAACAUUAAUGAGAGAAAGAGAAGCAGCAAAUCAUCGUGGUGAUGAUGAAACAGCAUCAAAGUUAACAACUGAAAUUGGAGAAUUAGAAGAAAAAGCAUCAUCAUUAGAUAAAGCAAGAACAUCAACAAUAUCAAGUAUAUCAUAUAUCAAUGAUAGAAAUAGAAAAAGAAAUGUUGAAGAAGCUGAAAAAGCUAUUAUGGAAGAAUAUCAAGCAUCAAAAGGUAAAACAAUUGAUGAUCCAUUUACAAGAAGAAGUACUAAACCACGUAUGGGUUUUUCAUCUAAAAAUGAAGUUGAUGCUGUUGUUGAUGUUGUACCAUCUAUUAUUGAAAAACCCAUACCAACAAAUGACACAAUUAAUAUUUUAAAUGACAAAGAAAAUGGUAAAGAAAUUAAAAAAAAACAAAAUACCGAGGAUCUAUUUAAUGCUCAUGAUUUUGAUAUUACUAUUGAUUUGGAAGUGCCAAUGCCAAGUAAUCCAGUUAGUGUACUGCCAAAACCAGUUAGCAAUGUCAAAGACACUGGUCCACGUCGUUCAUUGAAUCUUGAAGAUUACAAGAAAAAACGUGGACUCAUAUAACACGACACUUUUUAUCAAUUAUUUUCAAUGAUAUUUAUUAUUUUCGUAUAUAAUCUAUAUAUUAAAAAUAGAUAUAAAUAAUUUUUGCAAUUAAUAUUUUGCAUGACGCACUGAUGUUUGUUGUAAAAAAAAAAAACAGGUGUAUUUAAAUUAAUAACGAGAUUAAACAAGUUAAUUUUUAGUAAUAAAAUUAAACACUUAAAUCAUCAUCAUCAUCAUGGUUUAAUCAUUCGUUUUCUUUUUGCCAAGAUACUAGUGUGUAUAUAUUAUUAUUAUUAUUAAAAGUCAGUGUAAAUUAUAUUGACAAUAAUAAUUAUUCAAGUCUUUCAGAAAUUAAUUUUAAAAAUUAACAAUCUUGACGAAUUUAUUGUUGACACUUUUUGAUUAUUUUCGUUUUUUUUUUUUUUUUUUGAAUUAUAAAUAAUUAAUAUAAAUAUUAUCUAGAAAUAAUAAUAGUUGUUAAAUAUAACGAGUAACUAAUUUGACUAGAUUGUUUUAAAUAAAAAAAAAAUGAUUGAAAACCAGUGUACGACAGCAGCCACAGG
Messenger RNA from Aphidius gifuensis, 2806 nucleotides. RefSeq names its product RNA polymerase-associated protein RTF1 homolog (gene Rtf1). Gene Ontology annotation, cellular component: Cdc73/Paf1 complex. The transcript has 4 exons. Lineage: Eukaryota; Metazoa; Arthropoda; Insecta; Hymenoptera; Braconidae. The record is from RefSeq and is a predicted model, not a curated record. Gene Ontology annotation, molecular function: RNA polymerase II C-terminal domain phosphoserine binding; DNA binding. Bases 123 to 2261 code for a protein of 712 amino acids.